This is a messenger RNA of Durio zibethinus, 820 nucleotides long. Lineage: Eukaryota; Viridiplantae; Streptophyta; Magnoliopsida; Malvales; Malvaceae. The record is from RefSeq and is a predicted model, not a curated record.
CCAUUUUAUUGCAAAAGAAGAUCCGGUGACCCUUCCCUGCUGCAUAUAUCUAUUUACAUUUAUAUAGCCUUUUAAACUUUCACUUUUCUCAGACCAAGCAAUUAUUUUGUGCCCAUUAAUUUAUCUUCUUCACCUCCAUUUUUGUAUAACACUAAAACCCCACACCUCUCCAAAGAACUCAGACAGAUAAUACUAAGUGUUUACUAUAUAUCGUCAGGUCAUUGUUCAAAAAAAGAAAAAGAAAAAAGAAAGAGAUAUGGGGAGAGGAAGAGUGGAGCUGAAGAGGAUAGAAAACAAGAUCAACAGACAGGUGACCUUCUCUAAGAGGAGAAAUGGUUUGCUCAAGAAAGCUUAUGAGCUUUCUGUACUUUGUGAUGCUGAGGUUGCCCUUAUCAUCUUCUCUAGUCGUGGCAAGCUCUACGAGUUUGGCAGCUCAGGUAUGACCAAGACCCUUGAGCGAUACCAACGUUGCUGCUUGACUCCUCAAGACAACAGCCUUGAACGUGAAACUCAGAAUUGGUACCAAGAGGUAACCAAGUUAAAGACAAAAUACCAAGCACUGCAACGCACUCAAAGGCAUUUGCUUGGAGAAGAUCUUGGACCAUUGAAUGUGAAAGAGCUGCAAAACCUUGAGAAGCAGCUUGAAGGAGCUCUUGCACUGGCCAGACAAAGGAAGACACAGAUUAUGAUAGAACAAAUGGAAGACCUCCGCAAAAAGGAGCGUCAUCUUGGAGACCUUAACAAACAGCUCAAAAUCAAGAAGGACAGAACUUCAAAACAAUCCAAGGCUUUGGAGUUCUGCUGUAGCAGCAGAAAAUAG